AUGCGUGUGUUGUGUUUUAUCCUCGCUAUUGCUGUUGUGGCCUGCAGAGCUGCUCCAGGGACUUCAAAUGACGAUGAUGGCAGAAUUGAGCUAUUUUCUGGUGUCGCCAUAGAGAAAGACGUCACCGGUGAAGAAAAACUAAAUGUGAAAUUUGAGCCUGGUGAACUGAGAGACGCAGCGAAGAGUUUUGCUGAAGCUCGAGGCAAAAUCAAGAAGUAUACGCCUCUUCUAGCAGGUAUUGGUGUCAAAGUCCUGGCUGUAGCUGGCCUGUUGUUCGGCGGUCUCACACUGCUGGUUACUAAAGCCUUAGUAAUCGCCAAGCUGGCCUUCGUGGUAGCAGCAGCUCUUGGCAUUCAGAAGCUAUUGAGUGGAGGUGGUUUGAACAGCAUCAGCGGAAAGAUCGCCGGCAUCCAGUCUUCCCAGCAGUGGUCAUCUCCAACAGCGCCAGCAUCAUCAUACCCUUACGCCAGAUCAUCAAGUGUCGCCAACGAUGCCAAUGACUUGGCCUAUGACGCACAGAUACCUUCAUAA
This is a messenger RNA of Arctia plantaginis, 531 nucleotides long. Lineage: Eukaryota; Metazoa; Arthropoda; Insecta; Lepidoptera; Erebidae. The record is from the annotation of a GenBank genome assembly.